Ostreococcus lucimarinus CCE9901 is the source of this 966-nucleotide messenger RNA. RefSeq lists its product with no specific name. The transcript has a single exon. Bases 1 to 966 code for a protein of 321 amino acids. NCBI's taxonomy places the organism in Eukaryota, Viridiplantae, Chlorophyta, Mamiellophyceae, Mamiellales, Bathycoccaceae. The record is from RefSeq and is a predicted model, not a curated record.
AUGGCGAUGCGCGCGCUGGAGCUCGCGGUGUUGGCGGCGUUCGUCGUUCGCCUCACCGGCGUUCGCGCGAACGAGGCCGCGGCGUGGUGCGUAGAGCCGAAGAACGGAAACGUUGAUGAUUUUCGCGCGCGGGCGUCCGCACUGGGAUUGGACACGUGCAUCGACACCGGAGAUGCGUCACCUCGAGGACGGAGCGCGGGAGCGUGCGACGAAAGCAUUUUGGCUUUCUCGUGCGAAUCGUUGCGGCGCCGAGGGUCGGACGGGUUCGCGUGCGGCGCGCGAGACGCGCCGAACACGCCGAUCGACGCUCGAACGUUUGAUUCGUGCAUCGCACCCAUGUGUGCGACGGAGGUGUGCGCACAAGGUGGACGCGGAAUCGCGCGCGCGUUCUGCGCGGAAGCGUGCGACUCUCGCGCGCGGUUCGGCUCGCGAUUUGGCGAGUCCUGGUCGACGAGCGCGUUGAAUCCCGUGAACUUCAACGCCAUGCUCGGCGCGUUGACGACGUCUUAUCCAGGCGCAGCUUCGCUCGUGCAGAGCUUCGUUCGCGUGCAGACGACGAUAUUUCUGAUGCGCACGAUUUACAACGCCGUGAUGUCAUCGCUCGGCGAAGCCAGCUCGAGCUCGGCGGCGCCGUCGUUUUCGACGUCACCGUCGUUCUCGGCGUCGCCGUCGCCGUCGCCAUCGACGAUAUACUUCCCGACGCCGUCACCCUCGCCGUCACCGUCACCUGCAUCACCACCGACGACGGCGUGUGGGGGCGUAGGCGAUACGUGCUCGGAAUCGUGCGGGCUUUGCAUCUACCCAGAUUCAACGAGCGAUAAUCCGACAUGUUGUUGCGACGCGACAUGCUUUGAUUACGGCGAUUGCUGUGGUGAUGUCGGUGGGUGCUGUCCGUCGCUCGGAAAGUCGAACGCAAACGUACGCGCAAGAUCGCGAGCCGCGGUGCGAUCGCGAGCGAGCGGUUGA